Gopherus evgoodei (Goodes thornscrub tortoise) is the source of this 3902-nucleotide messenger RNA. It is a transcript of the gene PIK3C3, whose product is annotated as phosphatidylinositol 3-kinase catalytic subunit type 3. The record is from RefSeq and is a predicted model, not a curated record. Gene Ontology annotation, molecular function: 1-phosphatidylinositol-3-kinase activity. Gene Ontology annotation, biological process: autophagy of peroxisome; phosphatidylinositol-mediated signaling; endocytosis. Gene Ontology annotation, cellular component: membrane; phosphatidylinositol 3-kinase complex, class III, type I; endosome. Bases 148 to 2838 code for a protein of 896 amino acids. The transcript has 26 exons. NCBI's taxonomy places the organism in Eukaryota, Metazoa, Chordata, Testudines, Testudinidae.
UGGGGCGGUGGCAGCUGUUCCUGCCUGCGUCUCCGGCGUGCCCCUAAGCAAGAUGGCGGCGGAGCCUGCUGGGAUUGGCGGAGCCGCCGGGGUCAGGGGUAUGGACUGAGGGCUCGGGCCGCUGCAGCGAGGGGCCCUGGAGCAGCCAUGGGGGAGGCCGAGAAGUUUUAUUACGUGUAUAGCUGCGACCUGGACAUCAACGUGCAGCUGAAGAUAGGAAGUCUGGAAGGGAAAAGAGAACAGAAGAGUUACAAAGCUGUUUUGGAAGACCCUAUGCUGAAGUUCUCAGGAUUAUACCAGGAGACCUGUUCUGACUUGUAUGUAACUUGCCAAGUGUUUGCAGAAGGGAAACCUCUUGCUCUUCCAGUUAGGACUUCCUACAAAGCUUUUAGCACUAGAUGGAAUUGGAAUGAAUGGCUAAAAUUGCCUGUGAAGUAUCCUGACCUGCCUCGUAAUGCACAAGUGGCUCUGACAAUUUGGGAUGUGUACGGGCCAGGUAAAGCAGUUCCAGUAGGGGGAACAACAGUCUCGCUGUUUGGAAAAUAUGGUAUGUUUCGUCAAGGAAUGCAUGAUUUGAAAGUCUGGCCCAAUGUAGAAGCUGAUGGCUCAGAGCCCACCAAAACUCCCGGGAGGACCAGCAGCACUCUCUCAGAAGAUCAGAUGAGCCGAUUGGCAAAGGAGCCUGACAAGGAACAUAUGGAAGAACUCACCAAGUCUCAUCGACAAGGUCACAUGGUGAAAGUAGACUGGCUGGACAGACUGACCUUUAGAGAAAUAGAAAUGAUCAAUGAGAGUGAAAAACGAAGUUCUAAUUUUAUGUACUUGAUGAUUGAGUUUCGGUGUGUCAAGUGUGAUGAUAAAGAAUAUGGAAUAGUUUACUAUGAAAAGGAUGGUGAUGAGUCAUCUCCAAUUUUAACAAGCUCUGAGAUUGUUAAGGUUCCAGAUCCCCAGCUGUCUAUGGAGAAUUUAGUAGAGAGCAAACAUCACAAACUUGCUCGAAGUUUAAGAAGUGGGCCCUCUGAUCAUGAUCUCAAGCCUAAUGCAGCUACUCGAGAUCAGCUUAAUAUCAUAGUGAGUUAUCCACCAACAAAGCAACUGACAUAUGAGGAACAGGAUUUAGUUUGGAAGUUCAGAUACUAUCUUACUAAUCAAGAAAAGGCUUUGACAAAGUUCUUGAAAUGUGUCAACUGGGACCUACCUCAGGAGGCAAAGCAGGCACUGGAGUUACUGGGGAAAUGGAAGCCAAUGGAUGUAGAAGAUUCUCUGGAACUGUUGUCAUCUCAUUUCACCAAUCCAACUGUGCGGCGGUAUGCUGUUGCCAGGUUGCAACAGGCAGAUGAUGAGGAUUUGUUGAUGUACCUGUUGCAGUUGGUCCAGGCCUUGAAAUAUGAAAAUUUUGAUGACAUAAAGAAUGGAUUAGAGCCAAAUAAGAGGGACAGUCAGGGUUCGAUGUCCGAGAGUAUGGCAACAUCAGGAACGAAUGCUGCAGAAAUAGACAGUUCCCAGAUCAUAGCGAGUCCCCUUCCUCCUGUAUCCUCCCCACCUCCUACUUCUAAAACAAAGGAGUCUGCAGAGAGUGAAAACCUUGAACAAGACCUUUGCACUUUCUUGAUAUCCCGAGCCUGCAAGAAUUCCACACUGGCUAACUACUUAUACUGGUAUGUAAUAGUGGAAUGUGAAGACCAAGACACUCAGCAGAGGGAUCCAAAGACUCAUGAAAUGUACCUAAAUGUGAUGAGACGGUUUAGUCAGGCUCUAUUAAAGGGUGAUAAGUCUGUCAGGGUUAUGCGUUCUUUGCUGGCAGCGCAGCAGACAUUUGUAGAUCGACUGGUUCAUCUAAUGAAGGCAGUGCAGCGUGAAAGUGGGAAUCGUAAAAAAAAGAAUGAGAGGCUACAGGCAUUACUUGCAGACAAUGAGAAGAUGAAUUUAUCAGAUGUGGAACUUAUUCCACUUCCUUUAGAGCCUCAGGUGAAAAUCAGAGGAAUAAUUCCAGAGACAGCUACACUGUUUAAGAGUGCCCUAAUGCCUGCCCAGUUAUUCUUCAAGACGGAAGAUGGAGGCAAAUAUCCUGUGAUAUUUAAACAUGGUGAUGAUUUACGUCAAGAUCAACUUAUUCUUCAAAUUAUUUCACUCAUGGACAAGCUGUUACGUAAAGAGAAUCUGGAUUUGAAGCUAACACCAUAUAAGGUGCUGGCUACUAGUACAAAGCAUGGUUUCAUGCAGUUUAUUCAGUCAGUCCCUGUUGCUGAAGUUCUUGCUACUGAAGAAAGUAUACAGAACUUCUUCAGAAAACAUGCACCAAGUGAGACUGGUCCUAAUGGGAUAAGUGCAGAGGUGAUGGACACUUAUGUUAAAAGCUGUGCUGGUUAUUGUGUUAUUACCUAUAUCCUUGGAGUUGGAGACCGGCAUCUGGAUAAUCUCUUGCUAACAAAAACAGGUAAACUGUUUCACAUCGAUUUUGGUUACAUUCUGGGUCGUGACCCGAAGCCUCUGCCUCCCCCAAUGAAGCUGAAUAAGGAAAUGGUGGAAGGUAUGGGAGGCACUCAGAGUGAGCAGUACCAGGAGUUCCGUAAACAGUGUUACACAGCUUUUCUGCAUCUCCGCAGGUAUUCCAACUUGAUCUUGAACUUGUUCUCCCUCAUGGUGGAUGCAAAUAUUCCAGAUAUUGCUCUUGAACCCGACAAGACUGUGAAAAAGGUGCAGGACAAGUUCCGUUUGGACCUCUCUGAUGAAGAAGCUGUGCAUUAUAUGCAGAGUCUAAUUGAUGAAAGUGUCCACGCUCUCUUUGCAGCUGUAGUAGAACAAAUACACAAGUUUGCGCAGUAUUGGAGAAAAUAAACCCAUCAGCUGCUUUUGUUGAAAAUGGAAAUAUCAGCUAGUGCUCGACAAGGAGACUUUCUUGAGUCAUCUAUGGACUUUUCGAGACAGCACCUGAAGGCGAGAACUGCUCAUUUGAUAGCACAGAAUGCCUGGAAGACCAGGGCUAGGUCUCUGAGUUACCACUAUUAUAAGGUUAAAAAUGACAAUUAUUUAGAAAAAAUGUAUUUAUUUACCAUUUUGGACCUAGAUGUUCCUGUAUAUAUUUCCUGUAAGAUACUUAAGCCAUGUAGGUAAAAUAGGCAACUUCCUCUUGUGUCAUGGAUGACUGGAAGAGACUGCAGAAGAGAGAUUCGGCACUUGCUAGUGAAUUUAUUUUUGUGUCUUGGUUACUGUUUUGGGACCUAGAAACUGAGGUCCAUUGCUUCACUUAACUCGGACGUUGAUACAUGCAGUGUGCAGCCUACAGAGGUAUAAAUUGUGAUUUCUUAUUAGCCUAAGAAACAGGAUAGUUGAACCCCACCUUCACCCCCCACACACAACAGUUUUCACCUGGAAUUAAAGUUUUUAAUGGAGUCAUCUGACCGUUUCCCAAUUUGGAAAGUGUUCUCAUUUGGAAAGGACAAUCAUUCUUCCUUGCUUACAAAAAGAUAUUUGUAAUGGCUGAUAAGUUAGCCAAACACAGGCACAGAAUUAGAAAUAAUCACUGUGGGUCUGUCUAUGCAGCCCACAGCAGCAAGACUGCCAGCCCAGGUCGAUAGACAAGACUUAUGCUGGUGGAGCUUUUGCUAGCACAUAGUUGUGUAGACAGCCCUUUGAAGUUGCAACUUCAGCUGGAGCUCAGGCUCCAUGGUCUCGUGGGAGAGGGGUAGGUUUCAAAGGCUACAGUUUUGAAAUGCUGUCUACACAGCUAUUUUUAGAGAGCUAGCCUGAAUCUGUCAACCUAACAGACUAGCCAGCCAGAAAGCACCGUGAUAGGUUCAGUGUAAGUUCAUAGUGAAGUCUCACUUUAACUAUGAACAUCAAUGUACAGUGACCAUAUAUAUUUUCCUUGACGCUAAUAAAUUCUUCCUUGAUGUGGUUUU